AUGGCAAAGAAAUCUAGAAAGGAGAAAAAGGAGAAAAAAGACAAAAAGCGCAAGUUGGCAGAAACAGAGCAGGACAGUAAAGAUACUACCAUUGUAGCAGUAAAAAAAGAGGCCAAGCCAUCCGUUGCAGCCAAUGGAGUUUGGACAUUUGUUGAAACUGAACAAUUGCCAGAAAAAACUAUUACUGAUUUUCUGGUUGAAAAUUCUAUCCGCAUUACCUCGAUUGAUGAUAAACCAUUCCAUGUUCAGCCUAUCUUCAAAUUCCAACAGGCAAAUUUCCCUACUAAACUGCAUUCAAUUCUUUCAGAAUUUCCAGCUCCUUCAUUUAUUCAGUCAGUCACCUGGCCGCCCAUUCUUAAUGGUCGCGACUUGGUUGGUAUUGCUGCUACUGGAUCUGGAAAAACUCUUGCAUUUGGUGUGCCUGCGCUUUUGCAUAUCCAGAAUUGCCUGGCACUGAAUACUCUUCAAAAAGGAAAGCCACUUACGUUGGUGCUCUCACCAACCCGUGAGCUUGCCAUGCAGAUCCAAGACCAAUUCGUGCAAUUCGGUCAAGCUAUUGGUGUCAAGAGUGUCUGUAUUUACGGUGGUAUGCCCAAGUGGGAGCAAAAAAAACUAUUACAGCAGGGUAUGCAUGUGAUUGUUGCUACCCCGGGCCGUCUAAUUGACUUGUUUGAAGAAGAUGAUCGUACUUGUGACUUGAGUCAGGUCAAGUACCUUGUACUUGAUGAGGCCGAUCGUAUGCUCGAUAUUGGAUUCGAAGAGGCUAUCAGGAAGAUUAUUAAAAAGCUGCCUACAGCGGCACAGGGCCGUCAAACCGUCAUGUUUUCUGCCACAUGGCCACAGUCUAUUCAGCGUAUGGCCAUGUCAUAUCUCAACAACCCAGUCAAAGUUACUGUUGGCUCAACAGAUUUGUCUGCCAACAUUAGCAUAGAGCAGCGCGUUGAAGUUCUUGAUCCCUUUGCAAAAGAAACUCGACUUCUUCAGCUUCUCAGAGACUAUCACAAGUCUCGCACUAACCGUAUUCUUAUCUUUGCUCUCUACAAAAAAGAAGCAUCCCGACUUGAUCAAUUUCUGAAACGCAAUGGAUACAAUGUAGCAUCCAUUCAUGGUGAUUUGUCACAAGUGCAGCGCACAGCAGCUAUUGAUGGGUUCCGAAGUGGCAAAAUUCCCCUGUUGAUUGCUACUGACGUUGCUGCUCGUGGUAUCGAUAUACCUAAUGUGGAAUAUGUAAUUAAUGUCACGUUUCCUUUGACCGUGGAGGAUUAUUGCCAUCGGAUUGGCCGUACUGGUCGUGCAGGAAAAACUGGCAUUUCUCACACCAUGUUUACGUUGCAUGACAAGUCCCAUUCUGGUGGGUUGAUUAAUAUUUUAAAGCAAGCAAAACAACCUGUUCCACCCGAGCUGUUAAAGUUUGGUACAACUACCAAGCGCAAGGUCGAUCCCACUUAUGGUGUUUUUGCCAAGGAUGUUGACAUGACCAAAAAGGGCACUAAAAUUACUUUUGAUGCCUCGGAUGAUGAUGAAUGA
Batrachochytrium dendrobatidis JAM81 is the source of this 1527-nucleotide messenger RNA. Its product is annotated as RNA-dependent ATPase DBP3. Gene Ontology annotation, cellular component: nucleolus. The coding region runs from base 1 to 1527 and encodes 508 amino acids. Gene Ontology annotation, molecular function: RNA helicase activity; ATP binding; RNA binding. The transcript is spliced from 3 exons. NCBI's taxonomy places the organism in Eukaryota, Fungi, Chytridiomycota, Chytridiomycetes, Rhizophydiales. The record is from RefSeq and is a predicted model, not a curated record. Gene Ontology annotation, biological process: rRNA processing.